AUGGGGUGUUUUUUUAUUGCUGAUCAAUUAUUUAUGGUGAGAGCUUGGACUCCUCUUUUGGAAAGGGAGAUAGCAGAAUUGAAGACUAUUCCUAUUUGGUUGAAUUUUUAUAAUGUGCCUAUUCAUAUGUGGAAUGUUAAGGGAUUAAGUCUAAUUGCUAGUUACAUUGGCAAUCCUAUUAUGUCUGAUAAGAACACUCUUUCUAGACAGAGAAUGAAUUAUGCUAUAGUAUGUGUUGAAAUUGAUGUUAAUUGUGCUUAUCCUUCCGAAGUUCCUCUUAUUGUGGGUGGUAAGCGUAUUACUAUUCAUGUAGAGUACCCAUGGAAGCCUCCUAGGUGCUCUCAUUGUGGUAUUUUUGGACGUUCCCUUGAGAAAUGCAUUGUUAAGCCUAAAGUAGUUGUUGCUCAGACUGAGAAAGUAGGGACACAACAGGUAGAGGGAAGUAGGCAGGUUUGGAAGAAGAAAACCUCUAAGAGAAACGGGGAUGAUUAUUUGGAGGAGAUCUCUGAGAUGGAAGUAAUUGAGGAAAUGGUUAUGGAACCAUCCCCUCCUCCAGUAGGUUUGGUUAAGGAGAAAGUGAUACAAUUUUCCAAGGAAAAUGUUAACACUACAAGCAGUCAAAGAAAAUUGGUGGAGGUCCCUAUUCAAGUAGCUAAUAAAUUUGCUGCUUUAAAUUCUGAGGGGACUGAGGAAGAGAACAAUGUUAUACAAGAGAUUACAGUUGGACAUGCUUCUACUUCUAAUGUUAUGGAAAUACAUGAUCAAGCAGGAGGCGUGGAUGAUGAUUUAGGUGGGGGAGUAAGAUCACAUUUUGCUCAGAAACCAGUGCGUCCUGCAAAGGUUCUGGAAUCUUUAAAACAGGUUGCUGGAACCUGUUUAGUGGAAACUCAUGUUCAAGCUAAUAAUAGUAGUAGAAUAAUGAGAAGUAUUUGUCCUUCUUGGAAAUUUUUUGAUAACUAUUUUCAUAGUCCUGCUGGGAGAAUUUGGGUGGGCUGGGAUCCUGAAGUUUUACAAGUCUCCCUUAUACAAAACUCUUCUCAGGCCAUUUUUCUAGAUGUUAAUUUGCCUCAUAAUAUUUCUUGUGUGUUUACGUUUGUGUAUGGAGACAAUGAUGGGAUUGUUCGUAGAUCUUUAUGGAAUGAUUUGGUAUCCUUUUCUUGCUAUAAUAAGAAGCCUUGGAUGAUCCUUGGUGAUUUUAAUGCUAUUUUGGAAUAUAAGGAUAGACUUAGUAAGACGGAAAUAACUGCUUCUCAAUAUUCUGAUUUCUUCAAUUGUACUCAAGAUGCUCAGAUAUUUGAUUUGGCCUAUACUGGUUGUUUUUAUACUUGGAUCAAUUUACGAGAAGGUGAAGCUAGUGUUAUGGGGAAGAUUGACAGAGUUUUGGUUAACUUAGAAUGGAUCCACCAAUUCCAGGACUCUAUGGCUGAUUUUCUUAAUCCUGGGGUGUCUGAUCAUAGUCCUAGUGUAGUUACUUGUUUUGAAGGAAGAGCUCAUGGUCCUCCCCCAUUUAGGUUUUGCAAUUAUCUAGAUGAUGAUGAGGAAUUCUUGAAGAUUGUUGAGUUUUUUUGGAAAGAUCCAGUUCAGGGUAAUCCAAUGGUUGUGCUUGUUACUAAUCUUAAGAGAACUAAAAAGAGAUUAAAUGAAUGA
Papaver somniferum (opium poppy) is the source of this 1647-nucleotide messenger RNA. RefSeq lists its product as uncharacterized. NCBI's taxonomy places the organism in Eukaryota, Viridiplantae, Streptophyta, Magnoliopsida, Ranunculales, Papaveraceae. The coding region runs from base 1 to 1647 and encodes 548 amino acids. The transcript has 2 exons. The record is from RefSeq and is a predicted model, not a curated record.